Molecule: messenger RNA, 1221 nt
Organism: Penicillium odoratum
Lineage: Eukaryota; Fungi; Ascomycota; Eurotiomycetes; Eurotiales; Aspergillaceae
Exons: 5
Coding region: 1-1221 (406 amino acids)
Source: RefSeq, a predicted model, not a curated record
AUGAAUAAAUACGUCAGUAAGGCAACGACGUCUCGCGGCUCUGCAAAGCCAUCUCGAAAACAGCGCUGGACGCAUUCAGACAGACAAUCUAUGAACGACUGGGCACAAUUACCAAAAGGAUGGAAUAUUGAUGAGCCAGACCUCGAUCCCCAGGAUCUGGAGGCUCAGAUCCAAAGAUGCAAGGAAAGAAUUAAAGACAACAUCAUGCCUUACAUUUUCAGGAUCAGAUUAAAGGUCCUAGAAGAGGCGAAAGCUAAUCGCGAUGCCAUCAUUGCUCCAUAUCAGGGACAAGGAUUAAGUUGGGAUGUCAUCCAGCGACUAGAAAGUCUGAAAGCUCUCAGAGAUGAGCUUAUGGCAAAUGGUGAUGCCUUUGAAGAACUGCCUAAUGUGGAUGCCAUUAUCAGAGCUUAUGAGUCUGGCGAUUUGAAAAUGGAUGGUCAGAUUACAUACUGGUCCUAUGGAAGAAUUAUCCACCGCUCGAAUGCAUUCGACUGGGAUCAGUUCUCGAGAGUCAAUCGCAUGUAUCAAGGUUUCAAGGCAUUCUGGGUUGAGCGAGGCGAACCAGGGCCAUCAUCUGUGAAUUCAUAUAAAGCCAUUUUCUCGGCAGAUAACGAUGGACAAUAUGUGGUCCCACUAGUCCUUAGACUGGGACAAGGCUUAAUGGAAGAUGAGGAAACAGCGAACACCGAGCCAGAAAUUGAAUUUGACUUUAUCGACGACACCGGCUGCGGCCCACUGAGGAUUUAUGCCGACGAUGUAGCCCUAAUCCAAGGACCAAAUGCUGCCAAUGGAAUCCAAUGGCCCUGGCCACAGCUUAUGGGGUACGAAUCAAUGAAGAGUGCGGACGGAACAGUCAGUUAUAUCCUCGCUAUCAUGGUCGAAGUCAAUAUGUACGAUGCUCCGAAAGACCACUCGAAUCGACAAUUGAUGAUCCCGGCAUGGGUCCCGGCGGUUGCUUUGGUCGAUCCCGGGAAAUCUAUAGGUCCGGCUGGGCCUAAUGAAAGGUUAAGUGGGCGUUGGAUGAGGUAUUCUCUCUUCACUGCGACAGCGCCAGGGCCUCAUCAGAGUCUUUAUAUCAGCUCCACAAAGACAGGGUUGACGGAAAGGAAUAUGCUACCGAAAGUUGAUGCAAAGGAUAUCAAGCCGAUGAGGCCGCUACGCUCCAGAAAUGGGGCUAUCAAGGGAAAGGAGGGACUUGAAGUACAUAACUUUCAGCCAUAA